GGCUAGAGACGGGUCCGAGUGUUGCAUCCUUGGAAACAGUAGGUCCCAACGUUCUGCUGCCUGGAUGUUGCUUUGGUCUUUGAGAGCUUAACUCAAAAUUCCCUGGUCACAUGGAGGACCUCCUUGUCUGGGAUAGAGGAGACUGAAAGAUCCUUAACUUGAACUUCAGAGGGGAUAAACAUGGCUUAAACGUGAAAGGCAAAGCCCCAUUUUCCAGAGGCUGAAUAAUAGUCGCCUGAAAUCUUUAAGACAAGCGACAAGUAUUUAAGAGACCACGGAUACAGUGUUAAGUUAAGAAUCUGAGGAGACCAGCUACUGUGGCAAGAGGCCAGCCUGCCCUAUUGAAGGAAAGUGGAAGCAUAAUACUAUCCAAACAUUCAAAAUGGUAAUGCAACAGUACCUCCUAACCUACACAGGAGUAGUGUUUGCUCUGUACCUUCAUCAUAUCAUCAGAGCCAUCGAAGUUCCCCUGGAUCCAAAUAUUCAGAAUGAAUUGCCUCAGCCUCCCACGAUUACAAAGCAGUCUGUGAAGGAUUAUAUUGUAGACCCAAGGGAUAACAUCUUCAUUGACUGUGAAGCCAAAGGGAACCCCGUUCCUACUUUUUCUUGGACACGGAAUGGGAAGUUCUUCAACGUGGCCAAGGACCCGAAGGUCUCGAUGCAACGCAGGUCGGGGACGCUGGUCAUCGACUUCCGCGGCGGUGGGAGGCCGGAGGAUUAUGAGGGGGAAUACCAGUGCUCUGCUCGAAACGAGUACGGGACGGCGCUCUCCAGCAAAAUCCUCCUGCAGGUUUCCAGGUCUCCCUUGUGGCCAAAGGAACAUUUGGACCUUGUAGAGAUCGAUGAAGGAUCCCCACUGACUUUAAAAUGCAACCCACCCCCUGGGCUGCCGCCUCCUGUUGUCUUCUGGAUGAGCAGCUCCAUGGAGCCAAUCCACCAAGACAAGCGCGUCUCCCAGGGCCAGAACGGCGACUUAUACUUCUCCAACGUUCUGCUGCAGGACGCCCAAACUGACUACAGCUGUAACGCGCGCUUCCACUUCACCCACACCAUCCAGCAGAAAAACCCUUACACGCUCAAGAUCCAAACCAAGAAUCCCCAUAAUGAAACGUCUUUUCGAAAUCACACUGACAUGUACAGUGCCCGAGGGGUUAUGGAAACGACCCCCAGCUUCAUGUAUCCCUACGGGACCUCAAGCAACCAGAUAGUGCUGAGAGGGGUGGACCUCUUACUCGAGUGCAUUGCUUCAGGAGUACCAGCACCAGAUAUCAUGUGGCACAAGAAAGGCGGAGAGCUCCCAACAGACAAAACCAAGUUGGAAAAUUUUAACAAGGCCCUUCGCAUCACCAACGUCUCUGAGGAAGACUCUGGGGAAUACUUCUGCUUAGCGUCCAACAAAAUGGGCAGCAUCCGCCACACUAUCUCAGUGAGAGUGAAGGCGGCCCCUUACUGGUUGGACGAACCACAGAACCUUAUUUUGGCCCCCGCUGAGGAUGGUAGACUCGUGUGUCGAGCCAACGGGAACCCGAAGCCUACAAUCCAGUGGCUGGUGAAUGGAGAGCCCAUAGAAUCUGCUCCUCCCAACCCAAGUCGGGAAGUGGCCGGAGACACCAUUGUAUUUCGGGAUACCCAGAUUGGCAGCAGUGCCGUGUACCAAUGUAACGCUUCCAACGAACAUGGCUACCUUCUGGCUAAUGCCUUCGUCAGUGUUCUGGAUGUGCCUCCCCGGAUUCUUGCCCCACGGAACCAGCUGAUCAAAGUGAUUCAGUACAACAGGACCCGCCUUGACUGCCCGUUCUUUGGCUCCCCGAUCCCCACUUUGCGCUGGUUUAAGAAUGGUCAGGGAAGCGCCCUGGAUGGAGAGAACUACCAGAGGCAUGAAAAUGGGAGCUUGGAAAUAAACAUGGCUCGGAAGGAGGACCAGGGAAUCUACACCUGCGUCGCCACCAACAUUCUGGGUAAAGCAGAGAACCAGGUUCGUUUGGAGAUCAAAGACCCAACUAGGAUCGUGAGAGGGCCAGAAGAUCUGAUUGUAAAGAGGGGCUCCCUGGUUCGAUUAGACUGCCGUAUAAAACAUGACUCUACGCUGAAACUCACAGUCACCUGGCUGAAAGAUGAUACGCCUCUAUACAUUGGAAACAGGAUGAAGAAGGAAGAUGACGGUUUGAUAAUCUAUGGCGUGGCUGAAAAAGAUCAAGGAGAUUAUACGUGUGUAGCCACUACUGAACUGGACAAAGACUCUGCCAAAGCAUUCCUCACCGUGCUAGCUGUCGUGUCUGCUCCAACUAAUCGUAUGACAGCCUUACCCAAAGAACGACCUGAGCGGCCUCGUGACCUGGAGCUGACAGACCUGGCGGAAAGGAGUGUGCGCUUGACAUGGAUACCCGGUGAUGACAAUAACAGCCCGAUCACAGAUUACGUGGUUCAGUUUGAAGAGGACAAGUUCCAACCUGGGUUGUGGCAUAACCAUUCCCGUUACCCAGGGAGCGUGAACUCAGCUGUUCUGCGCCUCUCGCCCUAUGUCAACUACCAGUUCCGAGUGAUAGCUGUGAACGAAGUGGGGAGCAGCCUGCCCAGCCUUCCCUCUGAACGAUACCAUACUAUUGGGGCAAGUCCAGAAAUCAACCCAACAGGAGUUCAAGGAGCAGGGACUCAGAAAAACAACAUGGAGAUAACUUGGACACCACUGAAUGCGACUCAAGCUUAUGGGCCCAACCUCAGGUACAUAGUGAAGUGGAGGCAAAGGGAAUCGCGGGAGAGCUGGAGCAAUGAGACAGUGAGAACCACAAGGCAUGUUGUCUGGAAUACACCCAUCUAUGUGCCCUAUGAGAUCAAAGUGCAAGCAGAGAACGACUUCGGGAGAGCUCCAGAGCCUGACAUUAUCAUCGGCUACUCAGGGGAAGAUUAUCCCAAGGCUCCCCCCACUGAUAUUAGGCUAAAAGUUAUAAACAGCACGGCAGUCAGUCUCCAAUGGAGCCGAGUAUACCCGGAUACCAUCCAGGGACAACUUAAGGAAUACAGAGCCUAUUUCUGGAGAGAAAGUAGUUUGCUGAAGAACCUGUGGGUCUCCAAAAAAAGGCAGUCUGUGGGUUUUGUUGGAGACCGACCAAGGGGCAUAGUGUCCCGGCUGUUUCCUUACAGCAACUACAAACUGGAGAUGGUUGUAGUCAACGGGAGAGGAGAUGGGCCUCGGAGUGAAAUUAAGGAGUUCACAACACCUGAAGGAGUACCCAGUGUCCCCAGGUAUUUCAGAAUCCGACAGCCUAACCUGGAAACCAUCACUUUGGAAUGGGGCCACCCUGAACAUCCCAAUGGAAUUAUCACUGGAUACAACCUUAGAUACCAAGCCUUUAAUGGAACCAAAACGGGCAGAACGCUGGUAGAGACCUUCUCCCCCAACCAAACAAGGUUUACGCUCCAGAGGACAGACCCCAUAUCGCGCUAUAGAUUCUUCCUGCGUGCUAGGACACAGGUGGGAGAUGGAGAAUCCAUUGUGGAAGAGUCGCCAGCCCCACUGAAUGAAGCCACUCCAACCCCAGCUGCAACCUCGUUGCCUACAACUACAGUCAGUCUAACCAGCACUACAACCAUCGCCACAACCACCACCACAGCUGCCACAACCACUACAACCGUCGCCAGCACUACAACCACUACGGAGAGUGCUCCGACAGCCACCACUAAGCAGGACUUUGCCACGAAUGGAUCAUCCAUAUGGAACGUAAAAGCUUUCACUAACAGUAACUGGGCAAACAUCACCUGGAGCCACAAUUUUUCUGCUGGAACUGACUUUGUGGUUGAGUAUAUCACCAGUAACAAUACAGUGAGAUCUAUCCCUGUUAAAGCUCAGACCCCUUCCUCUGUGCAGCUGGCUGACCUGACCCCCGGGAUGACGUACCAGUUGUGGGUUUUUCCCAAAUGGUCUAGCCCCAGUGAAAACUCUUACAUAACCUUUACGACAAGCUCAGCUUAUACCAAGAACCACGUGGACAUUGCAACCCAGGGCUGGUUUAUUGGGCUGAUGUGUGCCAUUGCGCUUCUGGUUCUGAUUUUGUUGAUAGUGUGCUUCAUUAAGAGAAGCAGAGGCGGGAAAUAUCCAGUGCGUGAAAAAGUUGAAGUCCUAGAUCAUGAAGACCACAAAGUAGAUGAUCCAUCAUUUGACUACAGGUCUCUUGAAAGCGAUGAAGACAACAAAGAACCACCAGGUAGCCACACCUCCUUGGACGGCACCAUAAAGCAGGAAAGCGACGAUAGCUUGGUGGAUUAUGGAGAAGGGGGCGAAGGGCAGUUCAACGAGGACGGCUCCUUUAUUGGCCAGUACACAGUCAAGAAGGACAAAGAGGAGACAGAAGGCAACGAGAGUUCGGAAGCCACAUCCCCCGUCAAUGCUAUCUACUCCCUGGCGUAACAAAAUACAUUGAAACCACAACGACAAAUAUAUACAUAGCCGAUGGGGGUAAAACCGCCGCCACCAACAGGAACCCGAGUAUGAAAAAAAAAAACUACGAAAAAAGAUCAAACAAAACCAGACCAGUCCAGGUGGUCACCAAU
Chrysemys picta bellii (western painted turtle) is the source of this 4548-nucleotide messenger RNA. The record is from RefSeq and is a predicted model, not a curated record. Lineage: Eukaryota; Metazoa; Chordata; Testudines; Emydidae.